AAGCAUAAGUUGGGUUUUGCAAAUGUGGACAGACACAAAGUACGCCGCACACGCGCGGGGACACACGUGCGUUUGCUGCUGCUUUUCAUCGUGGUUCUAUUGUUUGUUUUUGUGAGGAAUUUUGAGACACAACACAAUGGUUUCAUUCAGUUCCCUCAAAAUGCGUUGUUCUCUCUUUGCCAACUCAAUCUCCUCCUCGUAAUUCAGAUUCACUUCUUCAGAUUUGUAACGCGCCGCCCAUCACACAACUACUAAGUCGGUGGUGGUUUCUUUCAUUGAAAUGGUGGUGUCUACCAGAACUAUUGUGCUUUUCUUGCUUUGCAUUACUGUUCUUACUCCUAUUCUCUUUUACACUGAUCGUCUCACCACUUUCAAUUACUCCUCUGCUGAGCAAGAGUUUGUUCAACAUGAUGAUGUUGCUGCUUUUGCUGUCGGUGGAGCACAUUCUGGCCGUUUAAAUUUGUUACCCCAGGAAACCUCUACCAUCCUUAAGGAACCCAUUGGGAUUGUAUAUUCAGACCACUCUUCAAACAUAAACAAUUUGCCUCAAGGGGAACAUGUAUUAUCCAGGGUAUUGUCAGCUACAAAUGAGGAAGGUCGAAUUAAAGGGGAGGAGAACUCCAUCAAACUUGUCACAGAUGGAAUUAAACAAAUAAAUCAAAGUAGCUAUUUGGAGAAAGCUGAUAUAACUGGUGAUAGUGUCAAUGGGGAAGAUGCUAUUGAUGUUGAUGACAAUGAUGGGAAACUUACUAAAUCAUCUAAUACUUCUCAUCAAGUAUCUCAAACUAUACUUACUAAGCAAGGGAAACAACAUAUUGAAUCUUCUAGAAAAGUAAACAAGAAAGGAUCCAUGUUACCAGAAACCAUCAAGCAUAAUGGCGAAACACCGUCUGAUGCUCGGGUACGGAAACUAAAGGAUCAGCUCAUCCAAGCUAAAGUUUAUCUUUCCCUUCAAGCAGUAAGGAACAUUCCCCAACUCACUCGGGAGCUUCGGUUACGGGUAAAGGAAGUUUCACGAACACUUGGAGAUGCAAGCAAAGAUUCUGACUUGCCAAAGAACGCAAAUGAGAGGAUGAAGGCAAUGGAGCAAUCAUUGAUGAAAGGAAGACAGAUUCAAGAUGAUUGUGCCACAUCUGUGAAGAAGCUUAGAGCUAUGCUCCACUCAUCAGAGGAUCAGCUUCGUGUGCACAAGAAACAGACUUUGUUCUUAACACAGUUGACAGCAAAAACACUCCCUAAAGGUCUCCACUGUCUUCCGUUGCGCCUUACAACUGAAUAUUAUAACUUGAAUUCUUCUCAGCAACAAUUCCCCAAUCAAGAGAAGUUAGAAGAUCCUGGACUAUACCAUUAUGCAAUAUUUUCAGAUAACAUAUUGGCAACAGCUGUAGUUGUGAAUUCUACUGCUGCCCAUGCUAAGGAUGCCUCAAAGCAUGUUUUCCACAUUGUUACUGAUAGGCUCAAUUAUGCGGCAAUGAGGAUGUGGUUUUUGGCGAAUCCACCUGGAAAGGCGACAAUUCAAGUUCAGAACAGUGAAGAUUUUACAUGGUUGAAUUCGAGCUACAGUCCAGUUCUUAAGCAGUUAGGUUCUCCUUCUAUGAUAGAUUAUUACUUUAAGACUCACCGUGCUACUUCUGAUUCAAACCUUAAGUUUCGGAAUCCUAAGUAUUUAUCUAUGUUGAACCACCUCCGCUUCUACUUGCCUGAGAUAUUUCCAAAGCUCAAGAAAGUGCUGUUUUUGGAUGACGAUGUAGUUGUGCAGAAGGAUCUUACUGGUCUUUGGUCGAUUAAUUUAAAGGGAAACAUAAAUGGUGCUGUUCAAACUUGUGCAGGAAGUUUUCAUCGUUUUGAUCGUUACCUCAACUUCUCAAAUCCCCUUGUUGCAAAGAAUUUCGACCCUCAUGCUUGUGGAUGGGCAUAUGGUAUGAAUGUUUUUGAUUUAGUUGAAUGGAAGAAGCAAAACAUCACAGAGGUGUACCACACCUGGCAGAAUCUGAAUCAUGAUAGACAACUAUGGAAGUUAGGAACACUGCCACCUGGUCUUAUAACAUUCUGGAAACGCACUUUCCCGCUGAACCGAUCUUGGCACGUCUUGGGUCUUGGCUACAACCCCAAUGUCAACCAAAAAGAUAUUGAAAGGGCUGCUGUAAUACAUUAUAAUGGAAACAUGAAACCAUGGCUUGAGAUAAGCAUUCCGAAGUUUCGAGGUUAUUGGACGAAGUAUGUUGAUUAUAAUAUUAUGUAUUUGCGAGAAUGCAACCUCAAUCCAUAAUGGGUCUCACAGUACCUUUAGUUGUCCAAGUUUCUUGGUCUUAGCCAUGGUCAAUGCACCUUAUAGGUUGCAAUUCCAUUUAUGUAAAGAUUCCAUUUUGUAGAGAUUUAUUUAUUAUUCUUUUUGUAUACAUUUCUCGCUUUGUAUCAGGCGUUUGGAUUUCAGCAUAGAAGGUUCACAACCAAAAGAUCACAUGCCUUCCGGUAUGCAAUCUGUAUUUGUAUAUGAAACAAACAAGUCUAGAGUUAUUCCCUUUGGCUA
Molecule: messenger RNA, 2530 nt
Organism: Trifolium pratense (red clover)
Lineage: Eukaryota; Viridiplantae; Streptophyta; Magnoliopsida; Fabales; Fabaceae
Product: probable galacturonosyltransferase 4
Exons: 9
Coding region: 281-2269 (662 amino acids)
Molecular function (GO): polygalacturonate 4-alpha-galacturonosyltransferase activity
Source: RefSeq, a predicted model, not a curated record